GCAGUAAUGUCAUUUAAAAAGUCCUUAUUUGGCUUAGGUGGUCGAUAAACAGUGCAUAUAAUAGUUGGAGUCGAUCCCGCAAGCUGUGAUGCAAUGUAUUCAAACGAACGGAAGAGUGGGGCGGAGACAGGGAGAACUUUCCACUGCUUCCGAUGAAUCAUCGCAAGACCUCCGCCCCGCCCCGAUUCACGAGGUUGGCAAACAUAAACAAACUCAGGUGGAAUAGAGUCGUUGAGGGAAACAAAAUCAUUAUGCUGUUGCCACGUUUCAGUCAAACAUAGAAAAUCCAACUUACGCACAGAAAGGAGAUCCUGGACGAGAUGUCCCUUACCAGUCAGAGAGCGGAUGUUUAAUAAUCCAAAGUUGACGCUGGAGUUAGCCUGCUUGACUAUAGGAUUAGCCGACCUGGUUAGGCGAGCUAAAACAUUGUGGUUAACAUCCCGGUUAGUGUUGCGAGGAUGACGGCGAGAUGAAGACAAGAUGGAUUUUAUCGGGUUAGUGUAGUCGUAACUGAAUUUCUUCCGGGACCCUCGGUGGACAUAUCUGUGGCGAGGCUUGAAAGCGAUUUCCGGGUGGAGGUGAAGCGCCACAGGUGGAGGGACGGCCAGGUGGACACGGAGCCGCAAAAGCUCAGUAAUAGAGUAUUGAAGCAGUGCUGUCGUAGGGCGGUGAAUGAUGACUAAAACAGUCCAGGGCUCCAGUGCCAUGAGACUUGCAGUGAUCUUGUUCUGGACUCUUGCUGACAUCAUGCUCCUAGCUGGGGCUGACUAUCCGGAUGAAGAGUGCCACUUUGAAAAUGGUUCUGUGCCCAACUGCAGCCAAAAGCUUUGGAAACACCUGUUUGAAUGACUACAGUCAGACGAUAAGCUGUGUGCUGGAGGGGAUCGAAUCCUGUGCCGCAGAAAACACAUUCUGCUGGUUGGAGUUUAACUCAGAAUACACACAGCUGAAUUGCUCAAUACAGAAUACUGGAAACUGCACUGCUUUUGGAGAUGAUUCAUCAUUUGAAGAUUAUUCUAUAUUUAAUAUUUUUCUCUGCAUCACACGGAAUGGACAGACAAAUAAAACGUUAAUCAUUCCGAACUACAAGUCUAUGUGUAACAUUAAACCAGUAACUCCGCCUAACCUAACUGUACACCAGCGUCUGGAUGGUUACUUUUUCACUUGGGACCAUGGAUAUCAUGAAUAUCUAGUUGACAACCUAAAAUAUGAAUUCUUAGUCUACAGAAAUGGACAUCCUAACUCAAAGAGUUUUAACCCGAGCAACAACAGCUACUACAUCAGAGUUGAAAACCUUGAGCCUGACACGAUGUAUGUUGCCAAAGUGAGGUCCAAAAUGAGGGGUGCGUAUGGUGGCCCAUGGAGUGAGGACAGCAAAGCAGUAACAUGGAAUACUACGAGGAAACAUGAAGAUUCCGCCACAUUGCUGCCUUUCGGAAAGCUUGAUAUCCUGCUCUACUUGGUAGCCGCUCUCUUCUUCUUUGCCCUCUUCAGUUUUACUGCAAGGCAGAAGCUUAAAGCGUUCUCCAAGAUACCAACACCUGCGCCGUACUUUCAGCCUCUCUACAAGAUUUAUAAAGGGAAUUUCCAGAACUGGCUUGUGCAUCCAAGCUACAUGGGAGACUGCAAAAUGGAUGAGCUGUUGAAAAUAGACACUUUAAUCGAAGCCAAACCAAUCAGCAAUGAGGAGAGCUUUCAGCCCCCCCCUCUGCACUCUCCUCGAUUCCAAGCUCCUUACGUCUGCUAUGAUGAAAAAGACUGGACUGUACGUGACCAGAAUGACUGUUCCUGCAGCCCAGAGCCACUCUCAGUCCAGAAAAUCAACAUGAAUGACAUGCAAAAUAUUCAGUCUCAGGACCUGAGUGACACAGACUUCAAAGAUCUGACAUUCAGCUUAGACAGCAAUGAGUCACAGGGGGUUCCACCCAAGGAACUAGAGAGUCCAGGUUACCAUGAUGACUACUGCACGCUUGCUGACACGCCCAACGGCCUCGUUCCCACUGUUAUGGUCACAAAGAUCUCUGGGAAGUCACUGGAGGCAGAAUGCUCACCGAACUCAGAAAUGGACCUCAAUGCUACAGGCUGACACGUGAAACAUGCCUGCAACAUACGAGGGUUGGACAAUGAAACCGAAACGCCUGGUCAAUAGUGUUUGAGGUUUCACGCCUAUACUGUAUAUGCGCAGCCUGGAGGCCUGUCUUCACUGACUGCACAUUCCAUCAGUAUGUGCAGAAUGUAAAGGUUGAAUAAGCAGAGAAAUAGCAGAGAUGUACAUAAAUUUUUGCAAUCCACACAACAUAAUAUGAGACAUAUCAGAGUUCAAAAGAGGACAAAUCAUUGGUGUGCAUCUCACUGGCGCAUCUGUGAUCAGGAUAGUAAGUCUUUGUGGUGAAUCGAGAGUCACGGUACCCUGGGUAAUGUCGACAUACCACCACUUAGGAUGGACCACAUCCAACAGGAGUAACUGUGGAAGCAAGAGGAAUCUGUCUGAAAGGGAUGUCUGGGCACUAACCUGGAUUGUAUCCAAAACACAUAAAACUACAGCUGCCCAACUCACUGCAGAAUUAAAUCCACUCCUUGACUCUCCUGUUUCCACCAAAACUGUUUGUCAGGAGCUCCACAGGGUCAGUAUUCAUAGUUGGGCUGCUAUAGCCAAACUUUUGGUCACUCGUGCCAGUGCCAAACGUCAGUUCUAUGGUGCCAGCAGAGCAAUGUUUGACUGUGGACAAUGUGAAACAUAUUGUUCUCUGAUGAGUCCAGCUUCACUGCCUUUCCCACAUCUGGGAGAGUCAUGGUGUGGAGACGUCCGUCCCAAAAGAGGCUUAGCACCCGGACUGCUGUGUACUCAGAGUGCAGCACAGGGGUGGAUCGGUGAUGCUUUGGACGGCAAUAUCAUGGCAUUCCAUAGGCCCACUACCCGUUCUAGAUGGCCAUGUCACUGCUAUGGACAACCAAACCAUUCUGGAGGACCAUGUUCACCCAGUGGUUCCAACAUUGCACCCUGAAGGUGGUGCCGUGUAUCAGGAUGAUAAUGCACCAAUACACAUAGCAAGACUGGUGACAGAGUGGUUUGAUGAACUUGAAUGUGAAGGUGAACAUCUCCCAUGGCCUGCAAAAUAUUAUUGAGCCAAUUUAGGGUGUUUUUGGAGGAGCGAAUCAGGAAUUGUUUUCCUCCACCAGCAUCAUGAAGUGACCUGGCCACUGUUCUGCAAGAGGAAUGGCUCAAAAUCCCUCUGACCACUGUGUGGGACUUGUGUUUGUCUUUCCCAAGAUGCAUUAAUGCUGUAUUGGCUGCAAACGUAUGGCUACACCAUACUAAUAAAUUACUGAGGUCUAAAACCAGGUGUUUCAGCUUCAUUUUCCCAGACUUGUAUGUCAUAGCAGUACUUUUAACUGUAAUGUGAUGCUGAGCAGAACCGUGAGAAUCUGGGAUCUAAAAUAACUGUCCAGAUGGAACAAACCAACAAAACAAACAGACAAAGGUGAAAAACCCAGCCUGCAAUAAUACCACUAUAUGACAAGCACACUUGGUACAGUAUGAGUGAGUCAGUUUCAUUAUGUUAAUUUCUGGAAAGGAAAAAAAACAGGUUACAGUGUUACUGUGAAAAGUGACACGGUAUUGCUUUAGAAAGAAUACAACUGAUGAUCUUUCAUUAUUGAAUUUGUCACACGAAUUAUUGGUGAUUUCGUUGUUUGGUUUAUACUGGUUGAUAUCAUCUUGCUGUUUAUUAAACAUUAUAUGUUAAAUAGAUUUCUCUAAAAUGUGUAUUUAAUAUUCUGUAUAACACACUGUUAAAUGGUUUUAUAAUACAUAACUGGAAUACAGCUGAUACAGUAUGUUUCUUUAGUCAAAAUGAAGAGAGAUGCUGGUGUUUUCUGUGAUGCAUUUAGCUGCUUGAUAAGUAAAACUUCUUUAUAUAUAGUAUAAUGUUACAUUUACGUAUUUUCUCACUGUACUAUCAGUCAUGGCUCUUUCAUUCUACUGUAAUGACAAUUUUCUUAAACUGGGGAUAUGUUAAUUACAGUUCCCUCCACCAUUAUUGUAAAGAUUUGUUAAAAGGGAUAGAAAAAAUGCCGGGAAACUAAAACUGGGCCGUUAUUUGGAUCUUCCAGCAGGACAGUGAUCCUAAGCACAUGUCCAAAUCAACAGAAAAAUGGUUAGCAGACGAAUCAAGCUUCUGCCAUGGCCAUCUCAGUCCCCUGACUGGAACCCCAUUGGAAACCUGUGGGCUGAGCUGAAGAGGAGCGUGUAUAAGAGAGGACAUAGGAAUCAUCUCAGAUUCCCUGCUGUAUUCUCCAAUCCUAUAAAAUGUUAUAGGAGACGACUCAGUGCCGUUAUACUGCCAAAGGGAGGUUGUACAAAGAAUUAAUUGCUGGGGUGCCAAUAAUCAUGGCACAUG
Molecule: messenger RNA, 4400 nt
Organism: Paramormyrops kingsleyae
Lineage: Eukaryota; Metazoa; Chordata; Actinopteri; Osteoglossiformes; Mormyridae
Source: RefSeq, a predicted model, not a curated record